Messenger RNA from Ceratosolen solmsi marchali, 788 nucleotides. Its product is annotated as pro-resilin-like. Bases 365 to 766 code for a protein of 133 amino acids. The transcript has 2 exons. The record is from RefSeq and is a predicted model, not a curated record. Lineage: Eukaryota; Metazoa; Arthropoda; Insecta; Hymenoptera; Agaonidae. Gene Ontology annotation, cellular component: extracellular matrix.
GGCUUUUAAUUUAACGUUUCUUUAUCGCCCAUAAGACAGUUAAUUACAUUCGUACCAAUCCAGUAAAUUUCAUCACAUAGUAUAUUUCGUCCAGCUGUUUCUUUCUUUUGUGUCCCUCUUCCAGCGUUCGCUCCUCUCUUUCUCUAUCUUUGGAAAUGCCAAGCGCGUUUUGCGCUACCCUUUGCUGAUCUCGCUGCUCGCCGACUUUCUCAAACCCAAGUCCUAAUUAACUUGGAAUCCAGCGACUAUGUCAAAUAUUUUCUCAUACACAUAAAUACGUGCGCAUACGUGCGUCCAUAGCGCAAGUGCGCAUACAAACGCGUCGGCACAACUACCGAUUCCCCCAAAGGGGUUUAAAACUUACAUGUCACUUUCUUUUCAGGCACUGCUUUUAUCGACAAUGCUAGUCGCGACAUGGAGUAAGCCGCAAGGACCGGCAUAUCUACCGCCGAGUGCCUCCCCCUCGGCUCCAAGGCCACAGCAUGGCCAUCCAGACGAAUGGGCAGGGGAUCCAGUAAACUACGAAUUUUCCUACGAAGUUCAGGACGCAAUGGCUGGCCUGGACUUUGGCCACAGAGAGAUGCGCAAGGACGACGAAGCAACCGGAAGUUAUCACGUUCUCCUUCCGGACGGUAGAACACAAUUCGUCGACUACGUGGCCGACGAAGGCGGCUACAGGCCAAUAAUUCGAUAUGAGGGUACGGCUUCGUACCCCGGACCAUCGCCGUCAGGCGGUGCCGAGGGAUACAAAUAUAGAAAAAAAUAAUUGAAAAAUAAAGGAUAUGCCA